AUGAAUGUGUCCAAGAAAGAAAACACAAACUCUGUCACCCACUUCAUCCUCCUCUGCUUCCCCUCAAGUCCAGAAAGGCAGCUCCUCUAUUUUGGGCUCCUCUCAGCAGCCUACACUCUGACUCUCAUGGGGAACACAGCCAUCACCUGCGCUAUGAAGGGAGACCAGUGCCUUCACACGCCCAUGUACAUCUUCCUGGGGAAUUUCUCUCUUGUGGAAAUAUGCUAUGUCACCACAACUGUACCCAACUUACUGGCUAAUUUCAUCUCCACAACAAAAUCUAUCUCCUUUGUGAGCUGUUUUGCACAAUUCUACUUCUUCUUCUCCUUUGGGUGUGACGAAGGCUUUUUACUUAGCAUCCUGGCCUUCGACAGGUUCCUUGCCAUCUGCCGCCCUCUGCAUUAUCCACACAUCAUGACCAGACAGCUUUGCACUGGCCUUGUUGUCUUCGGAUGGUCCUGUGGGUUGAUCAUUUUCAUGACUCCCAUUGUUUUCAUUUCACAGUUACCCUACUGUGGCCCAAAUAUCAUUAACCAUUUUAUAUGUGAUCCUGUCCCCAUAAUGAUGCUGUCCUGUUCUGAGGACACCACCACCCAGUUCAUUUACUCUACUUUCAAUGCUACUGCCAUGAUUGGUACUUUCAUAUUUGUCCUUUGUUCCUAUGCACUGGUGAUUCUGGCUGUGCUGCGGAUGCCCUCCAAAGCCAGCAAAAGCAAGGCUUUCUCCACUUGUGCUUCUCAUCUGGCUGUGGUGUUUUUCUUUUUUGGCUCUAUUAUGGCGAUGUAUAGCAGCCCUGGAUCAACACACCCAGUUGAAGUGCAAAAAACUGUGACCUUAUUUUAUUCCGUGGUAACACCUCUCCUCAAUCCGCUCAUUUAUAGCCUGAGGAACGAGCAGAUGAAGGCUGCCCUAAGGAAAGUCUUUGGCUAUAAAAACCUGCUCACAAAACAUAAAUUAGAAAUUGUGGGAAGCUAA
Molecule: messenger RNA, 975 nt
Organism: Fukomys damarensis (Damara mole-rat)
Lineage: Eukaryota; Metazoa; Chordata; Mammalia; Rodentia; Bathyergidae
Product: olfactory receptor 11G2
Exons: 1
Coding region: 1-975 (324 amino acids)
Biological process (GO): G protein-coupled receptor signaling pathway
Cellular component (GO): membrane
Molecular function (GO): olfactory receptor activity; G protein-coupled receptor activity
Source: RefSeq, a predicted model, not a curated record